CGAUUCAAGUACGUUUCAGUGCAAAUAUCAGUCGUAGCUAAUAUCAUAUAUGCUCCCAUGUCGUGAAGUCAAGAGAAGUUUCCUGACGUCGACAGGCACUUCAGAUCUCAUCCCUCUCUCACAGAUACCCAUUCCCUCCCCUCCCCUCUCCAGUGUUCGUUCCAGUGGGUGAGUGAGUCAGUAGAGUGCGACAGGCAGCUCUCCCUUGAAGUAUCCCUCUUCCCGCUUGGGCGACCCAACCUUGGUCUGCAGCUCACCAGCCGUGUACAGCUUGAGCAAGUCGUCGUGGUCACCCACCCACUGCCCGUCCUUCAUCAACAUCGGACCUCUUCGACGCCGGCUGGACAGGCAGACAGACAAGAGGUAUGACACAAUCCGUCAGUGCCCAUGUGAUGUGUGUCGGCAUCUGACUAUACCUGGAAGUGAUAGCAUAUCCGAGAAGGGCUGGGUGCUGCGUGACAUCGAUGGCCAUAAGAGGCACGGCCUGCACCUGGGUGAGCAUCUUGACCACGUUGAGGCUCAGCUCACUGCGCGGGGCGUCUGGUGUGCCCUCCAUGAAGAGCACCAGUGCAUUGUCGCGUGUGGUCCUGGCCAUCUCCUGGUCCACUGCCGCCUUGUUGGUCUGGUACUCCUUGAGCGCCACGUCGGCGUACUUAUCGUACAGGGCGGCAGCUGACGCCAGCAAAGGAUGGGUCGACAAAGAGCGGGAGAAUUUGGCAGAUCCAGCUCCAGCCUGGCGCACUGAGCAACGUAAUGCGCUCCUCAACCCCAGCAUCU
Vitrella brassicaformis is the source of this 777-nucleotide messenger RNA. NCBI's taxonomy places the organism in Eukaryota, Vitrellaceae. The record is from the annotation of a GenBank genome assembly.